GCGGUGCAUGUCUUUAUGGUGGUGGGGGGAACCGGAGGAAACCCACGCAGACACGAGGAGAACACGAGGAGAACACGAGGAGAACACGCUCCACACAGAAAGGACCUGGAACGACCGGGAUUCGAACCCAGGGCCUUCUUGCUGUGAUCGUCAUGCAGCUGGCCAAGCCGGUGAUGAGGCGGCUGCUGAGCAAGCGCCUGAGGUUCCACCUGCCCGUCGCCUUCGCCCUGUCGCUGGUGACCGCCAUCGCUUUCAAGUACGCAGUGACGGAGCCCAGGAAACAGGCCUACGCCGACUUCUACAAGCAUUACGACGCCACCAAGGAGUUCAACGCCAUGAAGGAGGCCGGCGUCUUCCAGAGCGUGCGGCCAUCUGGGGAGUAAAGCCUGCCUCUUCGUCCCCGUCGCCGCUUCCUGUCCGAGGAUGAAGUCUGUUUGGUUCCUCUGAAUAAAAUAUUAUUACUGUAAA
Molecule: messenger RNA, 468 nt
Organism: Pseudoliparis swirei
Lineage: Eukaryota; Metazoa; Chordata; Actinopteri; Perciformes; Liparidae
Product: cytochrome c oxidase subunit 6C-1
Exons: 4
Coding region: 153-383 (76 amino acids)
Biological process (GO): mitochondrial electron transport, cytochrome c to oxygen
Source: RefSeq, a predicted model, not a curated record